GAGAACGAUUUGAGGACAGAGGCGGACGACCUAUACAAAAUCCGCUUGAGACCCGUUCAGGAUCCGAUAACGCACGCGUGGCGGUGCGGUAAGGCGGUCGUGAACGCGGGCGGUGCCUUCAAUCAGCGAAUUUUCCGUUGUGCAGUCAUUCCUGUUGAGGGAUGGCGUGAAAAGGAUUCGGUGUGUGAUCUCAUAUAG
Molecule: messenger RNA, 198 nt
Organism: Anisakis simplex (herring worm)
Lineage: Eukaryota; Metazoa; Nematoda; Chromadorea; Rhabditida; Anisakidae
Source: the annotation of a GenBank genome assembly